AUGGCAGGUACAGAAGAGAAAAAUGUUGAAAUCAAACUUAAAACAUUUGGUCCUCAGGAAAGUAAUGGUCCUGUUAUCUUGGUGGCAAAUGCAUGUUGUAGUCGAGAUGUGAAGGGAAAUAUUGUAGGGGUAUGCUUUAUUGGCCAUGAUGUUACUGGGCAAAAGUUAAUUAUGGACAAAUAUACCCGAAUCCAAGGAGAUUAUGUUGGAAUCUUGCGGAACACUUGUGCACUUAUUCCUCCGGUGUUUAUGAUGGACGAUAACGGUCGGUGCUUGGAAUGGAACUAUGCAAUGCAGAAUUUGUCUGGUGUCAAGAGGGAAAAAGCCACUGAUAGAAUGCUUCUUGGGGAGGUCUUUACUGUUGAUAAUUUUGGUUGUCGUGUUAAAGAUCAAGAUACAUUAACCAAGCUCAGAAUAUUAAUGAAUGGGGUACUUGCCGGCCAGGAUGCAGAUAAAAUGUUAUUCGGGUUCUUUGAUAAGCAGGGCAAGCAUGUCGAAGCAUUACUUUCUGCAAACAAAAGGACCAAUGCAGAGGGAAGGAUAACAGGGGUUUUGUGCUUUUUGUGUGUUGCUAGUCCAGAACUUCAAUAUGCAAUGCAUGUGCAAAGGAUAUCAGAACAGGCUGCAGCUAAUAGCCUCACAAAAUUAGCUUAUGUUCGUCGUGAAAUUAAAAAUCCUUUAAAUGGCAUAAAGUGUGUUCAGGAUCUAAUGAAAUCUUCUAACUUAAGUGAAGAGCAGAGGCAGCUUUUGAAGAGGAGCACGCUGUGUCAGGAACAAUUAGCUAAGAUUGUUGAUGACAACGAUGUUGAGAGUAUUGAGGAAUGCUUUAUGGAAAUGGUCACUCGUGAAUUUAAUCUUGGGGAAGCUCUGGAAGUGGUUAAAAAUCAAGUUAUGAUCCUGAGUCGUGAGCGUCAGGUGCAGGUCAUAUAUGAUUCACCUGCUGAAGUGUCAUCCAUGUCCUUGUAUGGGGACAACUUGAGGCUUCAGCAAGUCCUUUCAGAUUUCCUGACCAAUGCUCUCCUAUUUACUCCUGCAUUUGAAGGAUCAUCAGUUCUGCUCAGGUUAAAUCCAAGAAAACAACGUAUUGGAACCAAGAUGCAUGUUGUUCAUCUGGAAUUUCGAAUCACACAUCCAGCCCCAGGGAUCCCAGAAGAGUUCAUUCAAGAGAUGUUUCAUCACAGCCAGUGUGUCUCAAGGGAAGGUCUUGGGCUACAUAUGAGCCAGAAGCUUGUCAAGAUCAUGAACGGCACUGUACAAUACCUUAGAGAGGCAGAGAGAUCAUCCUUCAUUAUUCUAAUGGAAUUCCCGCUGGUUCACUAG
This is a messenger RNA of Ilex paraguariensis (yerba mate), 1320 nucleotides long. NCBI's taxonomy places the organism in Eukaryota, Viridiplantae, Streptophyta, Magnoliopsida, Aquifoliales, Aquifoliaceae. The record is from the annotation of a GenBank genome assembly.